AUGGGAGAUGAUGCCAAUGUCUUACCCGAGAAAUUUGGAGGAACCCGAUUAUGCCAAGAAUUCUCGAUCUCUCAACAUCACAUUGCAAUUCCCAUUGAGGAUUUGAGUGCAUCACUUGAAGCGGUAAAGGAAGAAAAACCUGCAACCGAUUCCUAUGUUGACAAUAACCAAAACCCUGAAGAGAACGAUGAAGAAACUGAAGAAAAGGGAGAGUGCCGCUACUGUCAACAGGAGGAUUUUGUUUCUAAACUGGAAUCACCCUGCAAUUGCAAUGGCAGUGUGAAGCCGUACAAUCCAGAUUAUUAUUCAGUUCCCGAUCUUCCUUCUGAUGAUGACGACACGGAGAUAACUAUAAGGCAAGUUAUAUAUGUAGACCUAUUUUUCUUCAAAUGUGCAUUUGAGGAAUGGAGUAUUCCGGGAACAAACACUCAAAUCCGAUCACCUCUGGUAGUGGCAGAGUGUGCCACCAAUGACCUCAUCAACUCGAUGAAUAAAGACUUCAACUUGAGAAACCCCACUGGAGGUGUCAUAUUUGGCGCAGCUAUCCUAAUCUUUAUCGCAGUGCUACUUAUAAAGGAUGCGUAUAUGAGCACAACACCUGAGGAGGACAAAUUUGCUCGUAUUUUGUACUGCGUAAGCUAUGAUGUCUAUCUCUGUGCCGGUUUACGUUAUAUCGUGGGUUUUACAAUGCCAAAGGUUAUAGAAACAGAGAAGAGAGAGGAAAGAGAUGGCGGUGCAUAG
Sphenostylis stenocarpa is the source of this 741-nucleotide messenger RNA. The record is from the annotation of a GenBank genome assembly. Lineage: Eukaryota; Viridiplantae; Streptophyta; Magnoliopsida; Fabales; Fabaceae.